UGAACAUCGCAUUUCUUGCGAGCUGUUGUGCAUUCGCUGCCAGAGCGCUACUGCGACUCGUGUGCUGAGUGACAUAAAAACGCCUCGCUCCGCUUUUCCCCCCAAAGCGCAGAAGCAAUGAUUUAUGGCGAAACUAUUUGCGAGCAGCAGCCGCUGCCGCGCGGAGCAACACAAAAUGGCGGGCGCUGGUGUGCGUUGGUCACUGCGCUGGCGACUGUGUUGCUCGUAAUGCGGUGUUUUUCUUGUUGCGCUAGGCGCCUUCUGUCUUGACGCGAUGCACUCGCCUUAACGCAAACAUGAAGAAGAUCGUCCUGAAGCCCGUCGAAGGCGGACAAAAGUCGGUGGAGCUUAAAAUCGGCAAAACCAUCAUUGGCCGGGGCCCUCUUCUAGAAUGCAGCGACAAGAAGGUUUCCAGGAACCACGCCGUAUUGGAAGUCACUGAAGAUGGCGAAGUCUUUCUCACACCUAACUCAAUUUCAAAUCUAUUCAGAACCCAUGUCAACCCCUGUUUCUACCAAGUUCAAGGCAAGGGGCCAUCUAAAGUUAUGAAGAAGGACAAGCAGCAGUUGCUCCAGUCUGGUGAUUCCAUAGCACUGCUACCAAACAGCUAUAAGUACAUUGUGGAAAUCAACUCAUCAUCAUCGUCAUCAAUAUCACCAGGCUUCAAAGAGUCCCAGCCCGCAGAUGAUGCCGACAACAAGGACAGCAUUGCUGAGAAGCCGGCCACGGCAGUCAUCCCCGCUGAGGAGGCACGUAAAAAUGGCAGCGCCGAGGAGAAUCACCACUCGACGACGACAGUCAUCACGAAGACUGAAAACGGGGAUCGGGGGAGCUCGAAAGAGGCCAGUCCCGAGGCUGUCUCCAAGGUGACGCCGGCAGCGAGGAAGGCUGUUGGCGGUGCCCCCGCAAACAAGGCUGGCGAUGGUGAGAGCAAGUCAUCGACAGGAGGCACGAGAACACUGCCGCGCUGGCUUUUAGACAGUGCAGCGAAAUCGGCGACGACAGCAGCCAGUGCAAAAGCCAAGGCCUCAAGUGUACAGAAGGACAAGAAGGCCACCGCUGAACCGGCAACUGUAAAAAAGGCCGGACGUACAGUGGGCAAGGAGCCGGCCACGAAAGCUCGUGGAAGGCAAGCCAAGGAAUCUGAGAGCGAGGCUGAGGAGGAUAAGCCCAACCAGAAGUCCGAAGAUGAGGCAGAGGAAGAAGAGGAGGAGGAGGAGUCUGAGGAAGAGUACACACCUAAGAGGAAGAAGAAGCCGGAGCAGGCGGAGCGGCACCCCGCCACUGCUUCCAGCGGCAACCGGAAGGGCAGCCGGUCUUCAAGACAAAACCGUGGACUCAUGCAGAAAAUCUCUCUUGAUGAUUUCAUUGCGAGCGACGAUGACGAGUGGGACAACAGCUCGGAUGAGUGGAAGCCGAAGAAGCGGCGAAAGCAGGUGGAUGAUUCCGGCAGUGACUGGGAGGAGGAGAACCGUCGAACCAAGAAAGCGCCACGCUACGCAGCCUCAGACAGCGACUCUGCCAGUGACUGGGAGCGUGCAAGCCGUAGGAAGAAGCCUGCCACGAGAACACGGAACAGGCGGAAGAGAUCAACGUCGGAGAGCGGCAGUUCUGAAGAGAGCGAGAAGGCCCCCGUUAGACGAGGCCAGAGGCGGCAGCCAGCAAAGCGACCAAACUGCAAGUAUGGCAGGAAGUGUUUCAGAAAAAGCGUACAGCAUCUGAAGCAGUUUAGCCACCCGAAGGACUCUGACUAUGAAAAUUCCUCGGGAGAUGAGGAUGAGGACAGGGACGAGGAAGACACCAAGGACCACGCUGACGGUAGUGAUGCUGAGAGCGACCGUGGCAAGAGACAAACCAAGCGACCAUCUGCCACUGCCCCAAGCAAAAAGCGUGCCAAGACACGGGAAGAAGAGAGUGAUGACGACGACAAUGACAAGAGCGGGAAUGAGGAUGACAGACCCAUGUGCCGAUACGGAAAGGAGUGCUUCAGGAAAAAUGCCCAGCACUUGAAGAACUUCAAACACCCACCUGCAGCCAGUAAAAAGAAAGAACCUGCAAAACAGACGACCAAGAAAGAUCUAUUAUGCUGUCUAAAAGACUUUUAGUUUUAAAGGAACAAAAGCUGCCAAAAUGUGAGCUGUAUCGCAGUGGAUUCCUCCAGUUACUGCACGGUGCAAUAUAUAUUCUGCCUCUACUCCAAACUAUUGGAAAUUCAACAUUUCAAAGUGGAUAUUACUGACAUCGCUGUCCCAAAGCAAAGCCAACCUACUCUGAGCACUUGCUUCCCAGGAAUAACGAGCCUAUCGCUGUUAAUUGUGGCAUUGGCUUACUAUUAUCACCUGCCUCCAUGAAGAACCUCCAGUCUGCUCCCACAGCCGUACUACGUAAUAUACAUUGCGCAUCGCUUUGGAACUAUUAGAAAUGUCACUUCGAAGGAUAGAGCACCGUUAUGUGGCUGUUGUAGAGAAAGACCUUUGAACUUUGAGGCCUCUCCAUUUCUCGGAGAACAAACCCAUGGCCAUUGACAGUGCAAACAUGUUAAUAUUAUCUGCAUCCAUGCAAAGUACGAAAAGGUACUGCACAAAACAGACGAAGUCGAGACACAGACUUGCACAAGCUUAAACUGACUUUUUCAGUCUGAGGUCGUCAAUUUAAACAUGUUACCCCACAUGCCCAAUGAGGCAGCACAAAAUCGCUAUGAGAGAAUAAAAACUGUGGAAUAUGUACAAAAUCAUAGUGCCAUUGCAGCAGUGCCGUUCAAGAACGUCGCCUUGCUACCAAAGCACUAGAAACAGCCCGGCAACGAUUUUACUAAGCACUAACCUCUAUUGCGGUCUUAUGGUGCACAAUACAAUGCACAAUGACAUUUUUUUUUUUUUUUUCGAAAUGAAGCCUCUUAACAGUGAUGUCCUAAAGUGAAGCUACUGCACUGAACACACUUUAUUUGCUGGGAGAACAGACCUGUUGGCAUUGAUGGCAUGUUGCUUUAUUAUCAGCAGCCUCUAGUGCAUCAGCAUGACUUUAGAGCUGCAUUAUUUAAUGCCAGAGUGUGCGCCUUUUGCCU
Messenger RNA from Dermacentor albipictus, 3064 nucleotides. Its product is annotated as aprataxin and PNK-like factor. Gene Ontology annotation, biological process: double-strand break repair. Gene Ontology annotation, molecular function: protein binding; DNA-(apurinic or apyrimidinic site) endonuclease activity; 3'-5' exonuclease activity. The record is from RefSeq and is a predicted model, not a curated record. Gene Ontology annotation, cellular component: nucleus; site of double-strand break. NCBI's taxonomy places the organism in Eukaryota, Metazoa, Arthropoda, Arachnida, Ixodida, Ixodidae.